AUGUACUUGAAACUCUACUCUCUUCUGCUGGCCGCACUCAGUGCUGAGGCAUUGACGACUCCUCACCAAGUGAGGGACGCAUCAGCAGGAGAUUUGGCCAUACCACCAUCCUCUGGCAAGUUCUUGGAAAACUUCGGCCAGAGCAAUUUGGACUUUGAUCAAUGGAUCGAUCACAUGGUAGAACAAGGUCACCUAUUCCGACCCAACAUCACCGACUCCAGCGUCAUAAUCGCCAGAGACGGUGGCAAAUGGAAGGUGACCUUGAAGAACGUGGCCUGCUCUACCGUCACCGGGAGUAAAGACCUUCUUGAUAGAGCGGAAGCACAUUUCUGCGACGACUUCAUCAAGAACGCGGGUAACAUGAUGGCCAGGGACAUGGAAAUGGACGUCACGCGACUUAUUUGUGACAACGGGACGUUCUGCCGCCUUGGUCUCAAGAGCGUCUUUGACUUCUUCCAUCUCUUCCCCACGGCUGAUGAUAUUGCUGGAGUGUGUCACGAUAUGUUCAAUGCGGUGCAGAAUGCCUGUCCAGAUGGUGGAGGUGUUGCGGACACUGAAGUCACUGGAGGUAGCGGCGAGACUGAGUCUGGACAGUUGGAGUUUUCGUAUACUUUGGGUAAUGAUGGCGAGUGUCAAGAGGAUCCCACGCACCAGUGUUUUGAUAAGGACGUCCAGUGA
Fusarium sp. VM40 is the source of this 678-nucleotide messenger RNA. The record is from the annotation of a GenBank genome assembly. NCBI's taxonomy places the organism in Eukaryota, Fungi, Ascomycota, Sordariomycetes, Hypocreales, Nectriaceae.